CGAGCAGUGACCUCUACCCGCUGGAGCAUGAUGAGGUCGGCGCUGCCUGCUUUUGUGUUCUUGCAACUCGCAUAAACCUACCGCACCCAACCCCAUCCCCCCUUUGAAGCAGGAAAGUGUGUUGCUUCCUGCAACACAGCUCGCACUAGCUUCGUGAUCGUCUCUUCCGACAUCGUCAGCUUCUUGGAAAGCCCUGCACGCACCUCUCCAAGUCUGCGCGCCUCGCCCCGCGUUCACUCCCCGCCAUGGCAGACAGUGACGCUGUCGACAAGCAGAAGCUUGUCAAGGACUUUCGCUUGGCCAGCGGCGCCGCGGAAGACGUGGCUGUCCAGUAUCUCGACGCACACAACUGGGACUACGUUACCGCCGUCGAGAGCUACUUUGCGGACGAUGACGACAGGGAGGAUGAGGGCGCAGCCGCCGGACCAGACUAUACCGGUCCUCGAACGCUAGAUGGCCGGCCGGCGCCUCAGGCGUACCAGCGACCUGCCCGCGGCACCGCCGCGCAGCCCAAGAGGAAAGGCGUCGCGACGCUGGGCUCGUUAGGGGGCGGCUCCGCCCACCAUCACGACGACGACGACGAAGAUGAUGACGACGAUGAAGAUGGCGACGACGAUGGCCGAGGCAAUCUUUUUGCGGGCGGCGAAAAGUCUGGUCUGGCCGUGCAGGACCCGAAGCAGCAGGAGGGCAGUGGAUCGCGCGGCAUCAUCAACGACAUCUUGGCCAAGGCGCGAGCCAACUCUACGCGGCCUGAAACCGCCGAUCCAGAGGCCGGCCCGUCCCGCCCGUCCCGGUUCCGCGGCACCGGCAUGACGCUGGGCGGCGAGGGGAUCGAGAGCCGCAGCAUCCCCGACCCUCUCGGGCCCGCCCGCCCCAGCAAUGCGCAGCCCCAGGAGCGGGUGCUGCACAUCUGGCACGACGGAUUCAGCAUCGAUGAUGGCGACCUGCGCCGCUUCGACGACCCGGCUAACCAGGCGGACCUGGCUAUGAUCCGGUCCGGCAGGGCGCCCCUCCACCUCAUGAACGUGCAGCACGACCAGCCCGUCGACGUCAAGCUCCACCAGCACGACAGCGCAUAUACGCCCCAGCCGAAGAAAUACAGACCCUUUGGCGGGAGCGGACAGCGACUCGGCAGUCCCGUGCCAGGCGUGGGCGGUGGCCAGACGUCUACCCAGGCCUCCGCCGCGACGUCGAGCGCUGCCCCGGCCGCGACGACGUCCAACUCAGCCCCCACAGUGGACAGCGCGCAGCCGACCAUCAUGCUUCGCAUCCAGAUGCCUGACGGCACCAGGCUCCCCGCUCGGUUCAACACGACGCACACCAUCGGCGAUGUAUACGGGUUCGUUCAGGGCGCAUCGCCGGAGACUCGAAGUCGUCCCUGGGUCUUGGCGACGACGUUUCCCAACAAGGACCACACGGACAAGGACCUGGUGCUAGGAGAGGUUCCCGAGUUCAAGAAGGGCGGAACAGCCGUGGUCAAGUGGGCAUAG
Molecule: messenger RNA, 1490 nt
Organism: Purpureocillium takamizusanense
Lineage: Eukaryota; Fungi; Ascomycota; Sordariomycetes; Hypocreales; Ophiocordycipitaceae
Gene: SHP1
Product: protein phosphatase regulator
Exons: 3
Coding region: 246-1490 (414 amino acids)
Biological process (GO): autophagosome assembly; proteasome-mediated ubiquitin-dependent protein catabolic process; nuclear membrane reassembly
Cellular component (GO): cytosol; nucleus
Molecular function (GO): ubiquitin binding
Source: RefSeq, a predicted model, not a curated record